Messenger RNA from Trematosphaeria pertusa, 1428 nucleotides. RefSeq lists its product as uncharacterized. The record is from RefSeq and is a predicted model, not a curated record. NCBI's taxonomy places the organism in Eukaryota, Fungi, Ascomycota, Dothideomycetes, Pleosporales, Trematosphaeriaceae. The transcript has a single exon. The coding region runs from base 1 to 1428 and encodes 475 amino acids.
AUGAACUCCACGUCCUGCUCACGGGUUGUUGCCUCUCCGGGAAACGACAACUCGCACGGAAGGGCAAGCUCCGCCAGCUCCGCCACGGACGCAAACACGCUAGCAAACUCCGUUUCCGACGUAACAACUGUGCCGACCGAGAAUUUCGCCAGUCCGCCAGCGACUGAAUCCACUCGCUCAUCGUUCGAUAUGGCAACGUACUAUCGUUACGGUGCCGAUGGCUCCGUCAUGAGGUAUGCUAUGCAACCUAUCCAGGCACCACCCAUGUUCGUACCACCGUACAUGACUCAUCCAAACGAAUACACCCCGGCGCCCUACGUGGGGUAUUCGUAUACUUCGGGCUCGUGGGGACAUAGCGACGCAGAUUCUAGCGCCGUAUAUCCGUGCUAUGAGGAGUACGGAGAAGGAGGCGAAGGAGGCGCGUAUUAUGACGACGGAGUGGAUCACGGGUACGAUGCAGGCCACGAGUAUCGUGAAUCCGGCCAUAGCGGCUACUGUACAUCCGACUACAGUGGGAGCACCCAAGUCGACGACCAGCCAUGUCCUCCUCUCGACGAGGUCCGAAAGUACCGCGAUCUUCACUCGCUGCUGCCAUGGAUUGACCCGCAGCGUCUUCAUAAUGGGCUCUUCGGCCGUAAAGUCAACAUCAUCGAGGAAGGAACAAGCACCGUCUUCGCAUACCAGGUGCCCAAGAAAAUGCUGGUCCUCUUCUGCAGCCGUCCCGCCAUCGCCAAGUUCCUCCGCACAGUCGAGCGCGAAGACAACGAGAACUGGCGUGGCGGCCCAGUGACUCAAGAGCUGCGUCUUCCCCGCGGCCUCGCCAACCAUGUCGGGAUCAAGAUCAUGCUUGCGUGGAUGAUGCGCGCCUGCAAAUGGGAGUGCAUGGGCUCCAUGCGGCCGAUCUGUGUACCGCAGAACCUCUUCGCUGCCAUUUCCCUCGCGCGGACCUUCAUGGCAUUCGGACUGCACCGGGAUGCGAGUCGUGUGGAUAACACUAUUGCGGGCGAACACCUCAAGCGUCCUUUGUAUCCGGACGAGAUGAAAUCGAUUUGGUUGUGCUUACCCAAGGACAGCCGGUACACGUAUCGCAUGGUGGAGAAGCUGGCCGAGCAGAUUUCCGCGUAUGAGAGUGGCGUGGAGAAGGAGCUGCCGGCGGCAGAUGAAGUCUUCCGUUUCUUGGGAGAACACCCUGCAUUGCGAGCAAGGGUGCGGGAUCGCGAGAUCAACCAGGAGUUCCAACCUUCUUUCGGCACGGAGUGGUGUAAGAAGCUCGCAACGCAGCCGGACGAUAUCGAGCGGGAAAACCCUACGAAAAGUGCGGCCAGGAAGUUUGGCGUUCUGCGUAUCGUCGCGCCUGGAAGCAAGAACUCCGAAGUCAAGGGAGACACGGAUCCUCCAGAGACUAUCUCAGACUCGGCUAGAUCGUAG